Rosa chinensis is the source of this 1043-nucleotide messenger RNA. RefSeq names its product zinc finger A20 and AN1 domain-containing stress-associated protein 5. The coding region runs from base 241 to 741 and encodes 166 amino acids. The record is from RefSeq and is a predicted model, not a curated record. Gene Ontology annotation, molecular function: zinc ion binding; ubiquitin-protein transferase activity; DNA binding. Lineage: Eukaryota; Viridiplantae; Streptophyta; Magnoliopsida; Rosales; Rosaceae. The transcript has a single exon. Gene Ontology annotation, biological process: protein ubiquitination.
CAUUACCGACGUUUCAGAGACCCCUUCAUAUUCCCCAUUUCUGUUGUCUCCCUCCCUCGCCCACCCAACCCCAAACCUUCUCUCGUCCCCUCUUUCUCUCUCUCUAAAUUAUUCAACCACAGAUUUUUCUUCUUCUCCACAAAACCUCAACCUUCGGUUUAUCUCUCUCUCCCUAUCGGGGGAAAAGAUCAAUUCGAGAGAGAAAGAGAUCCAGCUCAUCGGAAUCCAUAUCUGAAACAAAUGGCUCAGAGGACGGAGAAGGAAGAGACGGAGUUCAAGGUCCCCGACACCUUAACGCACUGCGUCAACAACUGCGGCGUCACAGGCAAUCCCGCCACCAACAACAUGUGCCAGAAGUGCUUCAACGCCACCACCGCCGCAUCCACGGCCGCCGCCGCCACCGCAACGACGACCGCCGUUUUCAAGUUUUCCGGCGAGAAAGUCCCGAGAUCCAGCUCCUUCCGCUUCGACGGUCCCUCCGAAACCAUCCGCAAAGCGGCCGCGUCGGUGGAGAGCACGAGAUCGGAGGAGUCGUCGAUGAGGCGCGUGGUCAACCGGUGCUCUGGAUGCAGGAGAAAGGUCGGGUUGACCGGAUUCCGGUGCCGGUGCGGGGAGCUGUUCUGCGCAGAGCACCGGUACUCGGAUCGACACGUGUGUAGCUAUGACUACAAGGCCGCGGGUCGAGAGGCUAUAGCCAGAGAAAACCCCGUGGUCAAAGCGGCCAAGAUCGUCAGGGUUUGAUUUCAUAUUUAGAAAUUUGUAGAAAUGAAAACAUCGCACUAAAUUUCUAAAAUUCCUCAAAAAAAAAAAAAAAAAGUAAAGAGGAAUUCGUGCUCGGUUGUUCGCGGUGUCUCUUCCCCGGAGAUCACCGGACGAUCGUUUAGAGCAGGAGAGAGAGAGAGAAAGAGAUGGCUUUGGCUUCGAUAUUCAAAGAAAAUCAAAAUCUCUCGAUGAUUAUUAUUACUAUUUUUUUUUUAAUUUUAAUUUUUUGUGUGUUGUUCUUUUGUUUGGAAAUGAUAAAUUAUUGUGAUUUACGAUGAUGA